AUGGGAGGAGUCAAGAAGUUUCUCGAUGCCUGCCAGGCAGGCGUGGCCUGCUGUACGACAGCAUGGGACUACCCGACCGCGUUACUGUGCGAGAAAGCCGGCAUCGACCUGGUCCUGAUCGGGGACAGCCUGGCGAUUGUGGCAUUGGGCCAGGACUCCACGAAUUACGCCACCCUGGACGAGAUGAUAUAUCAUUGCAAAGCCGUGGCACGGGGUGCGAAGUCGCCUCUCUUGCUGGGCGACAUGCCCAUGGGGACGUACGAGGUGUCGGAUGAACAAGCCGCGACAAACGCCCUCAGACUGGUCAAAGAAGGCCGCUGCGACGCGAUCAAGCUGGAAGGGGGUGCCGACAUGGCCUCCCGGGUCAAGGCGAUCGUGAAAGCCGGCGUGCCUGUCAUCGGACACAUCGGCCUGACGCCCCAGACGAACACCUCCGGCGCCAGCGCCUACGGGCUCACCGCUGAAGAGAGCGAAAGCACGCUCAAAGAUGCACUGGCGCUGCAAGAAGCCGGCGCCAUUGCGGUCGUCCUGGAGGCGGUGGCAGGCCCGGCAGCGGCGUGGAUUACAUCGAAACUGAAGAUGCCCACGAUCGGGAUCGGGUGCGGCCCAAACACCUCCGCCCAAAUCACGGUGCAGUCCGAGCUGCUGGGCUACGAGAACUCGUUGUUCGCCGCCGUAUGGCACAAGAAAUACGCCACAGUCGGCCAGACCUCGAUCGAGGCCAUGAAGCAGUACAAGCGCGAGGUGGCGGCGCGGACGUUCCCGGAGGCCAAGCAUGGAUAUGAGAUGCCCGCCGAAGAGGUGGAGAAGAUGAAGGCUUUGCAGAUCUAG
Molecule: messenger RNA, 831 nt
Organism: Fonsecaea erecta
Lineage: Eukaryota; Fungi; Ascomycota; Eurotiomycetes; Chaetothyriales; Herpotrichiellaceae
Exons: 5
Coding region: 1-831 (276 amino acids)
Biological process (GO): pantothenate biosynthetic process
Cellular component (GO): mitochondrion
Molecular function (GO): 3-methyl-2-oxobutanoate hydroxymethyltransferase activity; magnesium ion binding
Source: RefSeq, a predicted model, not a curated record